Messenger RNA from Macadamia integrifolia, 2653 nucleotides. RefSeq lists its product as uncharacterized. NCBI's taxonomy places the organism in Eukaryota, Viridiplantae, Streptophyta, Magnoliopsida, Proteales, Proteaceae. Gene Ontology annotation, molecular function: zinc ion binding; oxidoreductase activity. Bases 1 to 2526 code for a protein of 841 amino acids. The record is from RefSeq and is a predicted model, not a curated record. The transcript has 12 exons.
AUGGUUCAACCUGGUAGCAAGGUCGGCUUAUCUUUUGUUCAUGCGAGUUCUUUCAAAGUAGUUCGUCGCCAGUUAUGGUUGGAGUUGGAAUCGCAGGUUUCAUCUGCGAUCCCAUGGUCUGUUCUUGAAGAUUUUAAUGCAACCUUGCUCUCCAAUGAAAAACGGGGGCCAGGAACCUUUAAUCUUGGCUCUGCUGCGGAGUUCCAGGCAAUGAUAGAUGCUUGUUUGUUAUUACCAAUUUCAUCUACUACAAAAAAAUUUACCUGGACAAACAAUAGGAGAAGAGGACAUGUGGCAACAGUGUUGGAUCGCAGCUUUUGUAAUGAAAAAUGGGUAGAUUUUUUCAGAAAUGUUAUGCAGCUUGUCUUGUUGAGUUCGGUAUCAGAUCAUGCUCUGUUGCUUGUAAUUUCUGAUAUUGUCUCAAAGCCGAAUAACAUUUCAUUCAGAUUUCAUGGAUUUUGGAUGGAAAAUGAAAAUUUUCUUCCAGUGGUUGAUGAGGCGUGGAAGAUGCAGAUAAAAGGUGACCCUAUAUAUGUUUUAUCUGAAAAGCUGAAGAAAGUAAAGGGGGUGUUAAAGGUAUGGGCUCAUGAUUCCUUUCCAAAUAUUAAUAUGGAGUUAGAGCAAGCAACGAAGGUUUUAAAAUCGAUCCAAGACUCAAUUGAAGAAUCAGGUAUGUCUGAUGAUCUUUUCAAUAAAGAGGCUGAUGCUAAAACGGCCUUGUUGAUUGCUAGUCGUAGACACGAGGCUCUUUGGGCUGAGAAGGCGAAACUGAGAUGGGUGAAAAAUGGGGACUGCAACUCCAAGCUUUUUCAUCUCUCUGUGAAGAUGAGGAGGGCGAGAAAUCAAAUUUCUGCUUUAAAGAGGGAGGAUGGGCUUAUGCCUCUUUUUCCGCGAUUGGUCUCAGAUGAGCAGGGUGCAUUCCAGAAGGGUAAGAUUAUUUCUUCCAAUAUUAGUCUGGCCUCGGAGCUGGCAAAUCUUAUGCAUUCCGCUGUGAGGGGUGGAGGCAUGGGAUUGAAAUUGGACGUGCAGAAGGCAUAUGACUCCUUAUCAUGGAAAUUCAUUUUUGCCUCAUUAGUAAAGUUUGGUUUCUCAGACAAAUGGAUCUCUUGGAUCCAGCUUCUUUUAAGCUCUUCCAAGUUAUCUGUUUUAGUGAAUGGAGGGCCAAGGUUUGAAGUUGCAAGUAAGGGAUGGGAAGCUGAAGUCUCUCCCGGGACCUCAAGAGAUCUAACACUGAUUAGAAGCAGCUGCAACAGCACUCGCAAUCUCAUCUCGAGACGGUUCUUGGUAUCAUCGGAUUCAUGUUCGUGGUUGGGAUCGAGUAGCCAUGGCAUCUCAACCACCACAAGCGCUAAUUUCUCAGAGAAAAUCGAUGCAAGCGAAUACCAUUUGAACGGGGGACCUUCUUUCAUGCGUGGAACUGUGUUCUGGGAUCCUAGCAAACCUCUCACCAUUGAAGAAUUUCAGAUGCCUCGCCCCAAAGCUGGUGAAGUUCUCAUCAAAACCAAAGCCUGCGGAGUAUGUCACUCUGAUCUUCAUGUCAUUAAGGGUGAACUUCCAUUUGCAAGCCCUUCUGUUGUGGGCCACGAAAUAACUGGAGAAGUAGUUGAACACGGUCUACAUUCAGACGGUGAAAUUAAAAGGAGGUUUCCUGUUGGAGCUCAUGUAGUAGGAGCCUUCAUAAUGCCCUGUGGUAGCUGUUCCUAUUGUGUGAAGGGUCAAGAAGAUUUAUGCGAAGCUUUCUUUGCCUACAAUCGCGCAAAAGGAGUACUCUAUGAUGGCGAAACCCGGUUAUUCCUCCGCAACAAUGGAAAACCAGUGUACAUGUAUAGUAUGGGAGGACUUGCAGAAUACUGUGUUGUUCCAGCGCAUGCAUUAACAGUUCUUCCAAACUCAUUGCCAUAUUCAGAGUCGGCUAUUUUGGGUUGUGCAGUUUUCACUGCCUAUGGGGCUAUGAGACAUGCGGCUGAGUUGCAUGCAGGGGACUCAAUUGCUGUGAUUGGCGUUGGAGGUGUUGGUUCAAGUUGUUUGCAGAUAGCAAGGGCAUUUGGUGCUUCUGAGAUAAUUGCUGUUGAUGUUCAAGAUGAAAAACUUGAUAAUGCAAAGAAGCUAGGAGCAACUCACACUGUAAAUGCAGCCAAGGAAGAUGCUGUUGAUAAGAUAAAGGAAAUAACCGGAGGAAAGGGCGUGGAUGUUGCUGUGGAGGCACUUGGGAGACCACAAACUUUUGUGCAGUGCUCACAAAGUGUACGAGAUGGGGGAAAAGCUGUUAUGAUUGGACUUGCACCUGCCAAUUCUAUUGGAGAGGUGGAUAUAAACCGUCUUGUUCGCAGACAGGUAAAGAUUAUUGGCUCGUAUGGAGGCAGAGCAAGGCAAGAUCUACCAAAGUUGGUUAAACUUGCAGAGACAGGUAUCUUCAAUCUCAAUGCAGCUGUUUCAAGAAAAUGCACAUUUGAGGAGGCAGCCAAAGCAUACCAAGAUCUUGACAAGGGAUGUAUAGUAGGCCGAGCUGUUGUUGAGAUAAUGUAGAUUGUAAUCUCUCCAUGUGUUUUGCAAUUUCAUGCCAGUUUUUGAGUUUUCAGUACAAGAUCUGUAAGAUCACUGGAAGAAUAAGUAACUGAUAUAUCUCUUUCCGCAAUUGCCGGGUUAACCUUAA